UAGCAUUACGUCAGCCUAGACUGCUAACCCAGAGUAGACCAGCAAGCUGCCAGCGGGAGGGCUAUAAAAGGGGUGAUGCAACGCGCUCCAAGCCACAGUCGCACUCCGCGAAGCGCGCACUACACAACUCUCUCCCUGCGCCGCAGCCGGAGCCGACCCGCCAGCCCGCGCGCCGGCUGUGAGUCCUCGGUGCUCGACCGACCGCCGGACAGAAAAACAGCCGGACCCUGGCCGUCACGAGCGGAGACUGGAGCAAAAUGAUGCUUCAACACCCAGGCCAGGUCUCUGCCUCGGAAGUCAGUGCCUCCGCCAUCGUCCCCUGCCUGUCCCCUCCUGGGUCACUGGUAUUUGAGGAUUUUGCUAACCUGACACCCUUUGUCAAGGAAGAGCUGAGGUUUGCCAUCCAGAACAAGCACCUCUGUCAUCGGAUGUCCUCUGCACUGGAGUCAGUCACCGUCAGCGACAGACCCCUGGAGAUGUCGGUCACAAAAGCUGAGGUAGCUCCUGAGGAAGAUGAAAGGAAAAAGAGGCGACGGGAAAGGAAUAAGAUCGCAGCUGCCAAGUGCCGAAACAAGAAAAAGGAGAAGACAGAGUGCCUGCAGAAAGAGUCAGAGAAGCUGGAGAGCGUGAAUGCCGAACUGAAGGCCCAAAUUGAGGAGCUGAAGAAUGAGAAGCAGCAUUUGAUAUACAUGCUCAACCUGCAUCGGCCCACGUGUAUUGUCCGGGCUCAGAAUGGGCGGACUCCAGAAGAUGAGAGAAACCUCUUUAUCCAACAGAUAAAAGAAGGAACACUGCAGAGCUAAGCAGCAACUGGGAGUCCUCAUCGAAUACUCCUUUUUCCACCUAAAACCCUGAAGCCAUUGGAAAGCCGACUUCCUGUGCACCUCUAGAAUCCCAGCAGCCGAGAACCACUGAGGCAGGAGGGCCCAUGGUGACUCGAGAGGGCCUUCCCACUCUGCUGCAGAGUGAACUUUGGACCAGGUCAAGAGCAUCCUCUGCCUCAACUCCAGGAUUUAGGCCUUGACGUACUGGCUGUUCUUAGAUGUUCCAGAUGGCCCCUGAUUAGGGUCCUGCCUGCUUUCAUGUGAGUUCUACAAGAACCAGGAUGCCCAUCAUUAGGAUUCAAGCAAAAGGGUCUGUACCUUGGAUGGGUGGAGUGGCGCCAUCUCUUCCACUGCAGCUGCCGCUGUUGCUCAUA
Messenger RNA from Ictidomys tridecemlineatus (thirteen-lined ground squirrel), 1198 nucleotides. It is a transcript of the gene Atf3, whose product is annotated as activating transcription factor 3. Gene Ontology annotation, molecular function: RNA polymerase II cis-regulatory region sequence-specific DNA binding; DNA-binding transcription factor activity, RNA polymerase II-specific. Gene Ontology annotation, cellular component: nucleus. NCBI's taxonomy places the organism in Eukaryota, Metazoa, Chordata, Mammalia, Rodentia, Sciuridae. Gene Ontology annotation, biological process: regulation of transcription by RNA polymerase II. The record is from RefSeq and is a predicted model, not a curated record.